ACAAGUAUUAGUGAAGACUGGUCUGUUGCCUCAUUGAGGGUAGUCAUCUUCUUCAGUAUCUCCAUCAUCUCCACCAUGAAGACGCUGGCUGUGUUGGUGCUUCUUUGCACCGUGAUGGUUCUGACCGGAGCGAUUCGAAGGAGAAACCAGAUCAGGAGGGCAACAUAUUGCCCCAUCGCUUGGACUGCGAUCAAAGGACGCUGUUUCCGCUUUAUUUCAGCUUCGAUGUCUUGGGGUAAAGCUGAGAAACACUGCCAGGCCAUAGGUGGACACCUUGCAUCUGUGCACAACGCUGGCGAGUAUCGCAAAAUUCAGAAGAUGAUAUCGAAGGCCACGCGUGGGUUUCCACAAACAUGGCUUGGAGGCAGCGACUGCCAAGACGAGAAUAUUUGGCUGUGGAGUGAUGGUACACCUUUCAACUAUAUGCACUGUGGCACCUUUGACAACCGUUGGUGGAGACAGCACUGCUUGCAAAUGAACUAUGGAGGAAACAAGUGCUGGGAUGAUGUGCAGUGCAGCAGCAGUCUUCCAUCUGUCUGUGCCCUGAAUACCGGCAAAGUUGUCACAGUGGCCUGAUGCACCCGCGAGGAAGCACAAAGACAUAUUUGUGUUUAUGCUUUUGCUGUAAUGCUUUUUAAGAAAUGAAGCAAUGUAAACAGGAGCUGGAUUGUCUCUUAGGCCUCGUGUCUUUAAUAAGAGAAGACUGGAUGUGCUGUGUGGACAAUGCUUUUUGGCAAAACCUUAUUGUAAAGAGUGAACUCUUCUCUUCUUCAUGCAAAAAUAAAACGCUCAAGCAAUGAAAGAG
Messenger RNA from Seriola dumerili (greater amberjack), 805 nucleotides. RefSeq names its product ladderlectin-like. The transcript is spliced from 5 exons. Lineage: Eukaryota; Metazoa; Chordata; Actinopteri; Carangiformes; Carangidae. Gene Ontology annotation, molecular function: signaling receptor activity. The record is from RefSeq and is a predicted model, not a curated record. The coding region runs from base 76 to 576 and encodes 166 amino acids.